Ailuropoda melanoleuca (giant panda) is the source of this 3358-nucleotide messenger RNA. RefSeq names its product C-type lectin domain containing 9A (gene CLEC9A). The transcript is spliced from 6 exons. The coding region runs from base 2223 to 2948 and encodes 241 amino acids. Gene Ontology annotation, biological process: receptor-mediated endocytosis. Lineage: Eukaryota; Metazoa; Chordata; Mammalia; Carnivora; Ursidae. Gene Ontology annotation, cellular component: cell surface; membrane. The record is from RefSeq and is a predicted model, not a curated record.
CUCUGUCACAUAAAUAAAUAAAAUCUUAAAAAAAAAAAAGAUUCUUUUUUUUGGUACUCGUAUCAAAAUCAUCUUACACAUGGAAUCAGAAUAUCACAGAUUUUAAUAACACAGCCUCCAUGAUCAGACCACCUAGUUUCAAAUACUAACUCUUCCACUAACUACCCGAGUGAACUUCGGUACAUAAUUUGACUUCCCAGUGCUUCAAUGUACAAUUAAGUUGCAAUGUAUUCAUAAUAGUGCUUAUUUCACAGAGCUAUUUGGAGAAUCAAAGUAAUUCGUGUAAAAACCCUUUGAAACAGUACUGGGAAUGCGAUGAAUAAUAAGUAACAGGUAGUAUGAUUUAAAACAUAAGCAAAACAAGUAACAGUCCUUUAUUGGGAGAGCCCAGAGUUUCCCCCAAAGAAAUUUUUCAGAGAAUAUACUGUAUUAGAGAAAACUAGAUCUUUCUGAGCUUGAUAUUUAGCCCUGAUAAAAUUUGAGAGCACCUGGAAAUAAAUGACAACUUACUGAUUGCUCCCAACAUUAGUCUUAAUGCAUACUUGGUAUGCUUAUGGUUUCUUCCUCUUUUUUCUCUUCAAGAUAGAAUCAUUACAUUACGAAGGCUACAGAGAGUUAAGUCACAUUAUUUUUCAGGUCAGACUCUCAGGUCAUAUGAAAAUCAUUUGAAAUAUUUGGAGAAUUUGCUGGAUAUUCUCCAUUUACCUCUUGAGAUCCUCUCAGCCCCACCCUGUGCCUUGGGAGGAAGAAUUCAAACAAACAGGACUAUUUGGGGCAACUUUCCCCUGGCUUCCAGUUAAUUUAGCUAUUGGAAGUACUUGCAGUAAUCAAAGGGUGAAAGGAGAGAGUGGUCAGGGUACUACUAUUUCCCUUGGCCCCCUCCCUACCAUGCCAUGUCUGGCGAAGGCUUCAUCCUCUUUCAUGUAUCUUAGGCCACGGACCCUAUUGGACACCUUCCCCUUAACUCCUUGGGACCUAGGGGGUGAAAACAUCGUCUCAGUGCAUAAUUCACCACCUCUUUUUGUUCCCAUUAAUCUUUCCCUAAACUUCACAGUGUCUUUAUUCAAUGCCCUGAGAUUACUCCUUGAGUAUGUCAUUUGUUUUCCUUUGUUAUAGAGAUCAAUGAUUGAUCCAGGAAAAUACUGAAACAAAAGAGAACAUUGCGAUUUUGCAGAUUGUUGAGAUUUGCAAACUAUAAAUUACCAAGACACGACCUUUGGCCAUAAGAACAAAUGGCCAAUAUGUGAAUGAUGAUUAAAAUAUCAAGUUUCUUCUUACCAAUGCUAUAGUCACAGGAUGUGGCAGAAAUGGCCAUCUAUGCACUAAAUAAUUCAUGCUUCUCAUUUAGAGUAAAGCUGUCCUCAAAGUUUGCUAGCCAGGCAAAAAUUACAUGUACUAGGCCCAGCCUUUUAGCUCCAAACACGGGCAUUACAUUAGUGGAUGUGGAUGUGAUACAGAUUACUUCUAGGUGAUGGCUUUCAAGAAGCAGGUGUGGAUUUGCCAUCUUCUCUUUUCCUUCCUAAGGGACUCCAGCGUCUCACAAGAUAGAAGGAGCUUGCAUCCCAUUUGGAGGAAAUCUCCCCACUAAUCAGGAUUACUGGAGCUAAAUUGCUAUGUGAGCAAGAAAUAAUCUUUAUUGUGUUGAACAACUGAUUUUUUCUUGAGACUUACUUGUCCCAGAAACUACAUGACCAUAACGAAUACAGUGGGUAAAUUUAUUUUAGGGAUGAAAUCCCUUCCUAGAAGCUUUUUUUGUUUAAGGAUACACAGUAAUCUACAACUCCUUCACCCUGGCUCGUCCGAUGUGAGCUAACCUCAGGUCUUUGCUAUCUAGGUCGUCCACAUGCUUCAUGUCCUGUACCAAAAUAUAAGUGCAUUGUUGGCACGUCUAUUCUUCUCAUCUUGAUAAUAACCCAGUGUUGUCACUUUCAGCAUCUGCCGCACUCCAGAACCCAGAGCAAUAACCUAGUCUACUUGAGGACAUUUCAAGUUCAGUUUCUUUUCUCAUUUCCUUCUGUAACAAGUUGUACAUUGGCCUAAACUUCAUAAACUUCUACUUUCUAGAUGAAGAUGCAUCUAUUGCAUCCCUUAAACCCAGUAGUUUCCCACUGUUGGGAGAAGUAGCUGAUUUCAGUUCUUUCACGAACCUGCUCCCACCACAAGAGGAGUUAUUUGUCUUAGCUACUCGUGUGGACUGCCUUACCUCUCACAGCAUCUCAGACAUGCAGGAGGAAGAAACAUAUGCUUCUCUUCAGUGGGAUAAUCCAACACCAAGCCCUUACCAGAAACAUCUGUCUUCCACCAAGUUUUCAGGAUCAUGGUGUCUGGUGAUGGUGAUUUCAUGUAUUCUCUGCGUGGGCUCAGUAACAACCUCCAUUUUCUUGGGGAUCAAGUUGUUCCAGGUGUCCACUAUUGCAAUAAAGCAGCAAGAAAAACUCAUCCAUCAGGACAUAGCACUGUUGAAUUUUACACGAUGGAAGAAAAACUAUAACCUUCAGAUGAAAUAUUGCCAAACCUUGAUGCAAAACUCUUUCAGUUCAGUCCAUAACAGCAACCCUUGCCCAGAAAACUGGAUUCAGAAUGGAGGAAGUUGUUACCGUGUCUUUGAAAACUGGAAAUUCUGGAACACCAGUAAAGAGGACUGUUUGAAGGAGGGUUCUAAUCUUCUACAAAUAGACAGCAAAGAGGAAAUGGACUUUAUCACUGGCAUCCUGAGGAAGGUCCAAAGAGGCUAUGAUUACUGGGUGGGGCUGUCUCAGGAUGGACUCAGCAGACCUUGGCUUUGGGAAGAUGGCUCCUCUCCUUCCCCUGACCUAUUGCCAAUACAGACAUUCCAGUCAACCGACCAGCUCUGUGGAUAUCUCAAGGACAAGCUCCUUUCUUCUGCUAACUGCAACAUUUGGAAAUAUUUUAUCUGUGAGAAGUAUGCAUUAAGAUCCUCUAUCUGAUAGAAAUUGUACCAGAAGAGAUCUAUUAUGAUAGUAUGUUGAACAGGACAUUGGAAACCCUGCCACAAAUUUCCAAAGAGCAAGGGCACAAGUAAACCUAUGUGUGGCCUAUGAAACUACCUACCAGGGACUCAAAACCUAUCUCUACAUUUGCACUUGGCAAUCUUCUUCAAUACUUUCCAGACCUUCAUUUGGCGUUGUUUAAAUUGCCAAGAAUAAAAACGAUUUAUAGAUACAGAGGACGAAAGCUGAAAGGUUGAGAACAAACAAUAUGAAUCCUUUCUUUGUGCUUUUUUUUUUUUUUCUCCUCGUCUAGAGUGACUGUAAACUCUGUGCAAAAAUCUAUAAGCCACUGGGGGGAGAUGAUGCAUUUCUAGCUGACUGAUUUUUAAAAAUAAAUAAAUAAAUGU